GCCCAAAAACAAUAGAUCCACUAUAAAUAAGAUCGAGUUCUAGGGUUUACGCCCUCAUUCCCAUCGUCUGAGAAAUCGCCGCCGCAGUGCUGCGAGCGCCGUUGUUCUUCUCCUCUUCGGCUAUAGUCGUCGCAGCAUGGAUACUCAGGUGAAGCUUGCUGUUGUGGUGAAGGUGAUGGGCAGGACCGGUUCCAGAGGUCAGGUGACCCAAGUGCGAGUCAAGUUCUUGGAUGAUCAGAACCGGCUUAUCAUGAGGAACGUGAAGGGUCCAGUAAGAGAAGGCGAUGUCCUCACCCUUCUCGAGUCAGAAAGGGAAGCCAGGAGACUGCGUUGAUGAUAUUGUUGGAGUGAUUCUACCGAAUCUCACUUUUGCCAUCUUUUAUUGUCUUUUGAAAUGUUGUUUUCUAUGACUAUUUUGUUCUAGUCCUUGUUACGGUUUGAAUCUUAAAUUGUUGUUCUGUUUUUCUUUUAGACCUUGUUUGUCUCAAACUUUGUUGUUGAAAGAUAAAUCUCUCCUUUUGCCUAA
Dioscorea cayenensis subsp. rotundata (Guinea yam) is the source of this 526-nucleotide messenger RNA. RefSeq names its product 40S ribosomal protein S28. The transcript is spliced from 2 exons. Gene Ontology annotation, molecular function: structural constituent of ribosome. Bases 137 to 334 code for a protein of 65 amino acids. Gene Ontology annotation, biological process: translation; ribosomal small subunit assembly; maturation of SSU-rRNA. Gene Ontology annotation, cellular component: ribosome; cytosolic small ribosomal subunit. The record is from RefSeq and is a predicted model, not a curated record. Lineage: Eukaryota; Viridiplantae; Streptophyta; Magnoliopsida; Dioscoreales; Dioscoreaceae.